AUGAAGGUCUGUGGUUUCUUGAGCGUGCUUGUCCUUGGGUCCGUAUGUUAUGCGGAUGGGUUCGAACGAAGACCACUUUCGUAUGCGCCAAAACCCGAUGGCACAUAUGCACCCCCAAAGGCCUCAGGGGUUACAACUCUCUUAGACUUCGUCAACUCCAGGAGCGACUUAACGGAACUAGCCAAGGUCUUAAGCGGAUCCGCUGGUUUCGUAGAAGCCUUCGAUACAACUCCUACAUGGGAUUUCACCUUCUUCGCCCCAUCGAACGAAGCCUUCUCCAAACACACCGGUCAGUAUUUCAACACCUUCACGCCAACGCCCAAGGGAAAGUGGUGGCUGGGCAACCUGAUGCAGCACCAUUACGUCCCUAACACGCGCCUGAACACGACCGUCUUCAACGAAACAACCACGCGGAUCCAGACGGGAUCAUAUCUGUACGUCGGAACACAGGCCAAGGGCGGCAAGAUAUGGCUCAAUGACGUGGCGACUAUAACUGAAGGAAACCUAGAAGUUACCAAGGGUGUCGUUCACAUCAUCGACCACAUAUUGGACCCUUCGGCCCAGCUUUUCGAGGCCGACAGGCCGAAGGCAGGCCAGAAAUUCAUCGCUGGAAGUUGCUCUGAUACUUCCUUGCCUUAUUGUUAG
Molecule: messenger RNA, 645 nt
Organism: Colletotrichum truncatum
Lineage: Eukaryota; Fungi; Ascomycota; Sordariomycetes; Glomerellales; Glomerellaceae
Source: RefSeq, a predicted model, not a curated record